Trichomonas vaginalis G3 is the source of this 1204-nucleotide messenger RNA. RefSeq names its product protein of unknown function, DUF4106 family. Lineage: Eukaryota; Parabasalia; Trichomonadida; Trichomonadidae. The transcript has a single exon. The annotation marks the transcript as partial. The record is from RefSeq and is a predicted model, not a curated record.
AUGCUUAAAGAAGAGUAUGGUUACCCAGAUACUCUUGACUUUAGUGACAGAUAUAAAGAAGCUAUUAGAAAGUUCAAUGAAGGAAAUACUGACCCGAACCUAUUUAGCUUUAUGGCUCAGCACCAUAAAGGAUAUAAUCUCAAACCUGGAAAAUACAAGCUCGCUAAGGGAUAUGAUUUAAUAGCAUAUCAUCCAAAUGACAUGAACGAAUUUACUCCGAGAUAUUUGGUGUCAGAGCUAAAUGACAAUACAACUCUCUUCAUGAAACGCGUAAAAAAUAGAGACGGAACGAAAGAAGAAAGGUUUAUGAGUCCGGAUGACUUAGAUAGGGAAAUUGUUGAAAACGGUCUCGGAAUAUAUGAAAUGCCAGCAGAUGAGGUACAAGAAACUCCACAGGAAGAAGUUCAGAUACAACCAGACAUGGAAGAAAUAGUUCAGCAACAACAGCUAGAAGAGCCUGAAGGAAACGAACAAGUCCCUCCUUUGGAAACUAACUUCACAGAACUAGAUGAAGAUUUGGAACAGCCGAAAAAUCUUGACCCUCAACAAGAGUAUGCGGAGAAUAUGGAAUCUUUCCAAGAGUAUAAGAAAAAUUCGGCUGACAUAGUAGAAGAAUAUCGAAAAAUGUUUGCCGACAUACAAAAGACUCCAACACCAGAUGAAAAUAUUCAGCAUAGAAUGGAAGUACUGAAAGAAAAUGUAAGCAAAUACAACAACCCUUUUUACUUACGACCAUUUAACGUUCAAUCUUCGGAUGAACUCGGUGAAAAUAAAAGGUUAAAUUUCAAGAAAACAUAUAGAAAUGAAACAUUGUUUAAAGUUCAUUCAGAACCUAACCAAGAUGGAAACAAACCUACUUUUGUUUCUGCAGACUAUGGAACUACAAUGAGAUGGGGUCAUAAAGCUAAUCCGGAUAGGUGGUUCAUAAACUUACAACCACAAUUCCAAGAAGUUGUAGACGCAAUGGAAUUGAAUGGUGAACGAGAUAUAGCUGGUAUUUUAAGCGCGGCUUUAAUGCCAUUGAAAGAUAUGAAACAUGCAGAUAUUUUGGACCAGUAUGAAAUGAACAUGGCUGAUGGAAAUAUAACACCUGACGUUCUAGAACAUUUAUCUCAAAGAACUACACAGAACCAUAGAGAUGGUAUAUUUGGUGAAGAGUUUAGAAAGAAAGUUAGGGAGAGAGAAGGAAGAGAACCUAUUGUAC